This is a messenger RNA of Cucumis melo (muskmelon), 639 nucleotides long. Its product is annotated as ethylene-responsive transcription factor ERF017-like. Bases 1 to 639 code for a protein of 212 amino acids. NCBI's taxonomy places the organism in Eukaryota, Viridiplantae, Streptophyta, Magnoliopsida, Cucurbitales, Cucurbitaceae. The record is from RefSeq and is a predicted model, not a curated record. Gene Ontology annotation, molecular function: DNA binding; DNA-binding transcription factor activity. The transcript has a single exon. Gene Ontology annotation, biological process: regulation of DNA-templated transcription.
AUGAACAAUAAUCUUUCCCAAACUUCCGCCGCCGGCGACACCAAAUACAGAGGUGUACGGCGGCGUAAAUGGGGGAAAUGGGUUGCGGAAAUCCGUCUCCCAAACAGCCGAGACCGUAUAUGGCUUGGUUCUUACGACUCACCGGAGAAAGCUGCUCGAGCUUUUGAUGCUGCUCUUUUCUGCCUCCGUGGUCCUCAUGCCAAGUUUAACUUCCCUGAACAACCACUGCCCGACAUUCUUAAUGCUCAUUCACUCACUGCCCAUCAGAUUCAAGAGUUUGCUGCUAAGUUCGCUAAUGAGUAUGACUGUCAUCAAAACGACGUCGUUGAUGAUGUAGCUCCUCCACCCACUACUACUACUACCACUACUACUGCUGAGGACAAUUGUGGAAAUUCACCUUCCUCCUCUAAUUAUAACAAUGUGGAUUGGUCCUUCCUUGAUGAAAUUCACGAUCAUCACAACCCCAAUCCCCAUUCUUCUUCCAAUUUCUUUCCUCUUUACAAUGACCAUUUUGAUAAUAUCUUAACCAAUGAUUUUUAUCAAUCUUCCACCACCAACAACACCAACGACCUUUACGAUGCCGUUUCCGGUGACGACGACGACACUUUCUCCAAUCAACCCUUUCUUUGGAACUUUUAA